Malaclemys terrapin pileata is the source of this 3805-nucleotide messenger RNA. RefSeq names its product arylsulfatase G (gene ARSG). The record is from RefSeq and is a predicted model, not a curated record. The transcript has 12 exons. The coding region runs from base 706 to 2265 and encodes 519 amino acids. NCBI's taxonomy places the organism in Eukaryota, Metazoa, Chordata, Testudines, Emydidae. Gene Ontology annotation, molecular function: arylsulfatase activity.
GUCACGGGCUGUGCAGCGGGGAAGAUUAAACAUGGCAGGCUGCUCUCUGUACACCAGAACAUUUGCUGUAAUGUAAAGGUGUCCCCCUUAUGGAAUUCAAAGAACAGUUCGACAUCAUUUAACGUCAACUUUUGUCUAGUCUUUUGAAGAAUGGGCAUCAUCACUUUACAAGGCCAAAUAGAGAAUUCUCCUGUAAACACCAGUAAUCUAAAUUGCAGACUUCCUGGGACUAAGUAAUUUAUAAAAUUGGAUGCCGUACGGACAAUUUGUAAUCAGGAUAAAGAAGCUUGGGAAAAACAAGUAAACCGUUUUUAUAUAUUGAUAAGACGUUAUUUUAAUUGCAUAUUUAGCAAAACCCCACAAUUAUUAAAUGACAAUAUGAUUAUUGUGACUUCCUACAAGAUCUCACUUAGCAUGUCAGCUGUUUGCAAAUGGAAAAGAGAGAGGAAGAUUAUGGUUCAGUCGAUCUCCAAAGGAUCAAAAGUCAAUACCGCAGUUUUGUAACUCGUCUCUUCAGCACCAUCCAAAGAUGUGAAAUUUGCUUCGCUGCAGAAUCCUAGGGCUGCUUUGGGUGGCAAUAAACAACUGACUCACGUCUGAGGAAAGCACGACAAUGGGAGUUCUCAAAUGAGCGUGCGGCAGGAAUAGGCCACCACCACCUACUCACUCACACUAAAGGUCUCCAGGAGGCGUUCUCCUGACACCAUGGAGAUUCUGUUCCUGAAAAUGCUUUUGCUGCUGGCUGGCUGUUUAGUUGGGCUCUUCUAUCACCUCUCAGAUCUUUGGGUGGGUGAGAAGAGAACAGUUCAGAACAAGCCGAAUUUCAUAGUCAUUUUGGCAGAUGAUGUUGGAUGGGGGGACCUUGGGGCCAACUGGGCAGAAACCAAGGACACUCCUAAUUUGGAUCAGAUGGCUGCAGAAGGAAUGAGAUUUGUGGAUUUUCAUUCUGCUGCAUCCACUUGCUCCCCAUCCCGUGCCUCCCUGCUCACAGGAAGGCUCGGCAUUCGCAAUGGAGUGACCCACAACUUUGCUGUCACGUCAGUGGGUGGCCUCCCCCUCAAUGAGACUACGUUAGCUGAGGUUCUGAAGGAAGCAGGAUACAUCACUGCGGUAAUAGGUAAAUGGCACCUCGGGCACAGCGGCCUCUAUCAUCCCAACUUUCGUGGUUUUGACUGUUACUUCGGGAUCCCCUACAGUCACGACAUGGGUUGUACUGACACCCCAGGCUACAACCUCCCUCCCUGUCCGGCAUGCCCUCGACACUCUGCAGCCACAAGCAGCCAUGGGAGAGAUUGUUACACCAAGGUGGCUCUUCCUCUCUUUGAAAACAUCACCAUCAUCCAACAGCCUGUGAACCUCGCUGGCUUGGCUGCAGAGUAUGCAGAAAAAGCAACUCAGUUCAUCCAGCGCGCAAGUGAAAGUGGACGCCCGUUCUUCCUAUACCUAGCGCUGGCCCAUAUGCACGUGCCCUUGGUCCUCGCUCAGCCUCCCUCCAGCUCCUCGUUCCCUGAGCCAUACCGAGCCAGCCUGAGGGAGAUGGAUGCCCUGGUGGGACGGAUAAAGGACAAAGUUGACGGCUGCGGGAAGGAAAACACAUUCCUUUGGUUCACAGGAGACAACGGCCCUUGGGCUCAGAAGUGCGAGCUUGCAGGGAGCGUGGGCCCGUUCUCCGGGGCAUGGCAAAGGCAACGAGGUGGGAGUGCAGCCAAGCAAACGACCUGGGAAGGGGGACAUCGUGUUCCGGCGCUGGCUUAUUGGCCUGGCAGGAUCCCUGCAAACGUGACGAGCGCUGCACUGUUGAGCACCACAGACAUUUUCCCCACCUUGGUGUCCCUGGCAAAGGCAAGCCUGCCUCCUAACAGGCGCUUUGAUGGUUCAGACAUGUCUGAGAUUCUCUUCGGGCAGUCGCACCAAGGGCACAAGACAUUGUUUCACCCCAAUAGUGGAGCAGCUGGAAAGGACGGAGAGAUAAAAGCACUACGGCUGGCACAAUACAAGGCAUUUUACACUACAGUGUGUAUGCAAAUCUUGACACGAGGAAGUAUAAGAGGGCAGUCACCCCCUGGACUCCUGCACCAUUUUAGAGCUAGUUUCUGUACGAAGAGGCAAAGUGGUUUCAAUAGAAGCUGCCGAAGAGGCAAAGUGGUUUCAACAGACUCUGUAGCGAUCCCGACGCAGUACCAUGGAGAUCGGGCUUUUUAUGAACAACCACCGUCUCAAUGGUUGGACACAGAUCUGACAACUAUUAUCAGUAACAAAUUGUAAUGCAAGUGAGGAUAGAGCUACUGCUCUUUCCAGCGGAACUGCAGCAUAAUUUUGAUCAUUAUUAAUCAUGCUUAGCACUUAGCUAGUGCUCCCUACUUUCAAAGCGUUGUAUCACUUUGAUGACCGAAAGUUAAGUAAGUAUUAGCCAAUUCAUCAUUAGGACGCCCCUGUGAAGUAGGAAAACAAUAUGUGGGUUUUUUUGCAGUAAACUGACGGUAAUCAGUUUGUCUCACUCCUGAAAAAUCAAAAGACCAGACUCUUUAGAGCCAAGAAUGAUUUCCUCAACAUGUCACUUACUUACACUGUUUAGGGUUCUUGGACAUACAGCACAGAUCCCUGGCUACAAGCAAGGAUGGACCACAAGUUCAGAUCUGGAGAGCGUUCAAAGCUCUGAACAGGGAGAAUCUAUAAAGGGUGUGGUGGUUAUUCCAGAGAAGGGUGGGGAAAAGACACAUGGAUUUACAGACCUAGGUGCUGCCACAGGGCUCAAUGCUACAAAUGAGUAGGGUGAGUAAUAUUGAAUAUUUAUACAGUGCUUUUAAUAUUCAGAGCUCUUUGAAAUACACUGUGUAGCUCCACAGAUUUAUCAUUAUUAAACCUCACAACACACCCGGGCCAGAUUUAUUUUACAGAUGGUGUCAUCUGACGCAAGGAGGUUAAGGGCUUGUCUACAUUACCCACUGGAUCGACGGGCAGUGAUUGAUCCAGCGGGUGGGGGGGGUUGAUUUAUCGCGUCUAGUCUAGAUGCGAUAAAUCGACCACCGAGCGCUCUCCCGUUGACUCCGGUACUCCACCGGAGCGAGAGACGCAGGCAGUCAACGGGGGAGCAUCAGCUGUCAAUUUACCACAGUGAAGACACCGCGGUGAGUAGAUCUUAGUAUGCUGACUUCAGCUACGUUAUUCACGUAGCUGAAGUUGCGUAACUUAGAUCACCAUCCCCCCCGCAGUGUAGACCAGGCCUAAGUGACUAGCUCAAGGCUACAGAGGGAGUCAUUAUUGGAGAGGAAAUUCAAAUGUAGAUGUUCCCGAUGCCCUCUCCUGUGCUCAGCUCACUAGAGCAACCCUCUGCCUCAUGCAUACAUGAGCACUGGCAUUUCAGAAUUGGUGACCAUAAUAAAAAACACGGGGUGUGGGGAAGGACACCACCAUGGAACUUACAACGAACUCGAUUGCAAUGAAAGUCCAUCCUGUAGUUGGAGGCAUGCAGGAGGGCCCUGAGAGACCCAAAGGGCACUGUGUGAGCAUAAGGAUUAGCCUGGGUGGACCUGAUAGCAGGAACAGGGUGAUGGUGAAGCAGAACAAAACAUCCCAAGUCAUUUCAAUGGGCUGCAACAUGGAAAGUGCAGUGCCAGGGAAGCUUCUCAGCGAUGCUCUGCUGUGAAAAAUUCUGACUUUGCUCCAAGAAGCUUUCACCUGGUCACCCUUGCAGAGGGGCAAGCCCAGCUCACCUGGUCACCCUUGCAGAGAUGCCAGCCCCUGGGGCAAGCCCAGCUCACCUGGUCACCCUUGCAGAGAUGCCAGCCCCUGGGGCAAGCCCAGC